This is a messenger RNA of Capsicum annuum, 1831 nucleotides long. Its product is annotated as beta-glucosidase 18-like. NCBI's taxonomy places the organism in Eukaryota, Viridiplantae, Streptophyta, Magnoliopsida, Solanales, Solanaceae. Bases 66 to 1643 code for a protein of 525 amino acids. Gene Ontology annotation, molecular function: beta-glucosidase activity. The record is from RefSeq and is a predicted model, not a curated record. The transcript is spliced from 12 exons. Gene Ontology annotation, biological process: carbohydrate metabolic process.
CAUUACCCUAAAUAUUGAGUCAGAGACAGACUAUUUUGUAGUAGUACUAAAAUUCAGAAAGAAAAAUGAAGAAUUACUCCUCUUUCAUUUUUCUUCUCGUAAUAUUCCAACAUGUUUGUGCAAAUAAAAUCAUAGUAAAUAAUGGCUUGGAAGAAGAGGUGAAGAGAUCAGAGUUUCCAAAUGGUUUUCUUUUUGGAACUGCAUCUUCUUCCUAUCAAAUUGAAGGAGGAUAUAUUGAAGAUGGCAGAAGUUUUAGCAACUGGGAUGCUUAUUGUCUUAUCAAUGGUGCAAUACCAAAUGGAGGAAAUGGAGAUGUAGCUGAUGACCAUUAUCACCGUUACAUGAAAGACAUUGACACAAUGGCCUCUGUUGGAGUAAAUGCAUAUAGAUUCUCCAUUUCCUGGACUAGAAUUCUACCUAGAGGAAAGCUAGGGCCUGUGAAUCCUGCUGGUAUAAAAUUUUACAAUAAUAUCAUUAAUAAUCUCUUACUCAAAGGAAUAACACCAUUUGUGACUAUCCAUCAUUAUGAUUAUCCUCAGGAAUUUGAAGACAGAUUUAGGGCCUGGCUCAGUCCUUUUAUGCAGGAGGAGUUUGUUUACUUUGCUGAGGUAUGUUUCAAGAGUUUUGGGGAUAGAGUGAAGUAUUGGGCUACUAUAAAUGAGCCAAAUUUAUAUAUGGAAAUGGCCUAUUUGAAAGGAGCGUUCCCACCUUCACAUUGUUCUCCACCAUUUGGGAAAUGUUCAUCUGGUAAUUCAGACACUGAGCCUUUACUUGCUGUCCACAACUCAAUAUUGGCCCAUGCCAAGGCUGUCAAACUCUACCAUCACCAAUUCCAGGCAAAACAAGGUGGGAUGAUAGGAAUGGUGGCCAGUGCUUACAUGUAUAAGCCAAUGACUGAUGACGAGGCUGACCACAAAGCUGCAAACAGGGCUUUGGCCUUUCAUGUCGCCUGGCUUCUUGAUCCUCUAGUACAUGGAGAUUAUCCAAUAGAAAUGCAACAUUAUCUUGGGAAAGAUUUACCAAGAUUCAGCUUUGAAGAAAAAUUACUUAUAAUAAACAGUACAGAUUUCAUAGGACUUAAUCAUUAUACAACAUGGUUUACCAAGGAUUGUCUUCAUUCAAAUUGCACGUGCAUGGACAGUGAUGUUCUUUGUACACAUGGUGAAAAUACUGCAAUUCGUGGGUUUGUCCUUGUUACUGGACAGAAAGAUGGUGCAUACAUAGGAGAUCAAAUGGGAAUGCCUGGAAUGUAUGUUGUUCCACAAGGCAUGGAAGACAUUGUUGAUUAUGUUAGCAAGAGAUACAAUAACAUACCUAUAUUUGUGACUGAAAAUGGGUAUGCAUCAAAUGAGUAUCAAGAUGGAGGAUAUGAUAUGGACUUAGAUAUGAAACGAAUUAAAUAUCACAAAACAUACUUAGCAUCUUUGGCUCGAUCAAUUAGGAAUGGUGCUGAUGUGCGUGGUUAUUUUGUAUGGAGUUUGUUGGAUAAUUUUGAGUGGAGAUUUGGAUACACUCUCCAAUUUGGGCUUUAUCAUGUUGAUCCACUUUCGUUGGACCGAAGCCCAAAACUAUCGGCCCAUUGGUUUAGAGAGUUCCUCACUAACACUACCCUCAACAAUAUACAAGCAAAGAGCUCAAUAUAAAAACAUUAUUAAACUUUUUUGUAUUUUUAAUUCUAUGUAAUUUAUUAUUGUUCAUUUGGAAAUUUCUCUGUGAUUUGAGGAUCAUAAGUAGUGUAUUGCUAAAACUUAGGAUGAUUUGGAUCACCUUGAGAUACAUUUGAUAUCACCAAAAACAUCAAACAGCACAUCAGUAUUUCGAGUUGAUAUUU